CCCCAACUCAAAAAGCUUUUGAAACUUGGAGAAAACAAAAGAGCGGGCCAAAAAAGAUAAACAAAAGCAGAAAAAGAAGGCGGAACAGGGCCCCGGUUGGCCUGGUGCUAAGCAUAAUCGGCUGUGUGCAGCUUGUCGCCUCCACCUAGGACUGCUGCCUGCCUCGAUCCAAUAAAGGGAAACAGCGAACGUCGUUCAAUAACACUCGACGUGCAACACAGGCAACACAAGCAACACAAGCAACACAACCCAAAUCACUUCUGGUUACCUGAUUGCCUAUCGUACCUUCCCGAUCUCGGCCGCGGGUGCUACGACUGCAGCCCUCGAAGCGAGUAGUUCUAGGCACCAGCCUUCCGCCGCCACAGAAGCCAAACGGCCAUCCUGGGGCUGGACUGCAGCAUGCAGACUUGGUGAAGCAUCAAAUCACAAAUCACGGCGCCCGUCAUCCCAGCCGCCACCACAACACUACCUGCGCCCGACCCGUGCCGGACAAAGUGCACUUCUGCCCGCCCUGGGUUUCUCCCAUCGUCCGACGGCGGCCUGACGCUGCCUGCACUGCCCUGUGCCCUGCCCUCAUAAUGGACGACGGCUCCUCCCCUCCCGCCGAGCCCGACGAGCUGCGGGACCAGAUUGACCUCCAGCGAGCCAUUGUCGCAUCCCUCAUGGAAUCCUCAGCGUCCGGCGACCUGUCUGGCGCGGAUCCGCAGACGCUGGCCGACGCCGAGGUGCGUCUUGUCACCCUCCAGAGCAAGAUGGAUUUCCUUGACACCGAGGCCCAGCGCCAAGCCCGGGGCAUGCCUGGAACCUGGAGCCCCCAGCUCAAGACGGAAGCCGGCCCGUCGCGCCAGCUGCCGCGCAUGCCGCCGCGGCAGUCUCCGAUAAAGUCGGAGCCGGCAGGCCGGCACCAACCAAAGACUGAGCCGGGUCUCAGCCCAGACCAUCAGAUGGCAGGUCCCAGCAGCUGGGCGACGGCCAUGAUGCCUGAGCACGGCGGACUGCCCUCGCGUGGGCCUAAAAUUGAGCCUGGAUCCUCGAGCCGGACUGCGGGCGAUGCCGGAUCGGCGUCCGCAUCGCAAGAGAUUCAAAGCAUCAUCUCGGCUUUGGAAAAGGCUGUCAAUGAAAAGAGCGCCCAAUUCGACGGUCUCGCUGGCUCUCGUGAAUACAUGGAGUCUAUCAUUGAAGAAAUGGAUUCCGACGUGAAGUUUUUGAUCGCUAUCGAGGAGACCCGUGUUGUUUCGUUGUUGGGGCUUGAAGUCCCUCGGCAUCCUGACAUCGACCGCAUCCUUCAGAGCUUCCAGAGGCGCAAGCUUGCCGCGCAACAUCGUCUUGGUCUGGGCACCUCCCCAGGCUCUACGCCGGGCCCCGGGAGUUACACAACGACGCCCAGCACUGGCUCAGAUUCAUCCCUUGUCUACCAAGCUCAAAGCAGGGCCGGUAGCCGCAAGCGCUCGUUCGGCACCCAUAUCAAAGACGAGCCUGCACCAAAAACCUAUCAGUCCAAGUUCAUGCGCACCUCGGAUGAAACCCCUGGGUUCGCUGAUCCAUUUGAGGCCCUCCCGGACAACAGCAGCGCCCCAGAUCACGACAUCAUCGACCUUACUGUGGACGAUGAUGAGAUCGAUCAACAGAUUCUGCGCCACCGCCAGGCUCUCCACGAGCAGGAUCAUGUCGCAAAGUUUGAGGACGGGGUCCAGCCUUGGGAAGUGCUCCAUAGCCGGGACAUUGUCCCUUCCCAUCAAGACUACCAGCUCCCGGAGUAUGCGUAUGAGUCGAUCCAGCUGGCGAGUAGGCCCGCGCCAGCCUGUGUUCCCUCCCAGGCCAUCUACGGCACACCGUCGAUGCAUAUUCCCGGCGCAUACCCCCACAACUACAUCGACCUUAGCAGCGACGAACCCCAGCCCAUCUCCCUUCACGAGCUGACCCGGCGAGCCAAUAACAUUGACUUUGAGAACGUCAUGAAUGGAAACGGGAAUCCUCUCUAUGACCGCCUGCAAGAUUUCCUGGGCGCGGGUAGCCAUGCCGAGAGAGAGGAGGAACAGAUUCGCAAUCUCUUCAAGUCCUGCCGCCCGGACAUUGAGCUCCAGGAUAGCGAACAGGAGGAUACACCGGAGGCUCUCAAAUUCCCCCUUUUCCCGCAUCAACGCCUGGCACUGAAGUGGAUGAUGGGAAUGGAACAAGACCAGCGGAAGAAGGGAGGCAUCCUGGCCGACGACAUGGGGCUCGGGAAAACGAUCUCGACCUUGUCCCUCAUGGUUGCUCGCCCCGGCCAGGAAGCAGACCUCAAAACCAACCUUAUCAUCGGGCCUGUUGCCCUGGUUAGACAAUGGGAGGCUGAGAUCAAAGCCAAGCUGAAAAACGGCCACAGGAUGCAGGUUUUCCUCCUGCAUGGUCAAAAGCGGCUGCCUUUUGAGAAACUCAAGACGUACGAUGUCGUUCUGACCACGUAUGGGACAAUCGCCGCCGAGUUCAAGCGCAUGGGGAAGUACAGGGAAACGCACCGCAACAAAUCCGAGGGACAGCUCGCAGACGACAAGGUGUUCCAGAAACAGUGCCCAUUGCUCCACAACAAGUCGAGAUUCUGGCGCAUCAUCCUGGACGAGGCCCAGUGCGUCAAGAACCACAACACGCAGGCCGCGAAGGCGGUCCAUGCUCUGCAGGGAGAGCACAGGUGGUGUCUCUCAGGGACCCCGAUGAUGAACGGGGCGCAUGAGCUCUUCUCUCUGUUCCAGUUUCUGCGCAUUGGCCCCUAUGAUAAGCAGAAGCUAUUCAACAAGGCAUUCGGAGCUCUCAAACCAAGCGGCAGAAACUCGACUUAUUCGAGACAAUCUCUUCGAAACAAUGCCCUCAAGCAACUGCAGGUUGUUCUGCAGGCGCUGAUGCUACGCCGAGAGAAGACAUCGCAGAUCAACGGCAAACCAAUCCUCGACCUACCUCCAAAGAUUGAGGAAGUUGUGCACGUCUGCUUUUCUGCCGACGAGACGGCUUUCUACCGCGACCUCGAGACAAGUUCGCAGAACCAGGUGAACAAGUAUAUGAGAGCCGGCACCCUCCGCAAGAACUAUUCCAACGUACUAGUGCUGCUGCUACGUCUGCGCCAGGCCUGUUGUCACCCGAAUCUCAACUUUGAUGUUGAGUAUACUGUCGACAGCGGAGUGUCUGCCGAUCAGAUGUUGGAGCUCGCCAAGAUGUUUGAACAACAUGUCGUCGAUAGGCUGAAGGAGGCAGAGUCCUUCGAAUGCCCUAUCUGCUAUGAUGCGGUGCAGGAUCCCAAGAUCCUGUUUCCCUGCGGGCAUGAACUGUGCGGCGAAUGCCUCUCGCGCCUCGCCAGCAAUUCGGAACAGGACAACAUUCAGGCCGGCGAGGGCGGCUCUGCAUCGACUUUGUGUCCCCAGUGCCGUGGCAGGAUCGACUCCAGAAAGGUUGUCAACUACGGCACUUUCAAGAAGGUCUACAUGCCAGAGAAUGCAGCUGCCGAGGAAGUCUCUGGCGAGCAAGAUGACGACUCGGAUGGCGACUCGGAUGGCGCUUCGGACGACGACAAGUGGAAGCAGCCCUGGGAGUCAGACUCUGACUCUGGAGAAGACAGCGAGACGGACGACGAGGAGGCGGACGACGAGGGCAACCUGAGAGAUUUUGUCGUCGCGGAUGAUGCCAUAUCGGAUGGUGAGGAUGAGGCGGCCGACGAUUCGGACGACGACCUCGAGCCCCGAAAAGCGGAAAAGCCAUCGACAUCUAGAGGCAAGCAGAGGCUUGCCAUCAAGGACUCGGACGAUGAAGACGAGAAAGACUCGGACGACAUGGAUCUGGACCCUUACGCAGGAGCAUCGGCGUCAUCGAAGGGCAAGGGCAAGGCUGUUGAGGGUUCGGGCGACGACAUGGCUGUCACGACAGGUGCUGCGGCCAAGCGAGCUCAGAAUAAGGCUCGUCGGAGAGACGCAAAGACGGCUGCGAAGAGAAAGGCCAAAGCAGACUCGGAAAAGAGAAGCAAGGGCAAGGGAAAGGAGAAGGUCAAGCCGCACCAGCUACAGACACUCCGCAAAGAUGCGUCUCGGAACAAGGCGGCGCGCAACAAGUACAUGAAUUACCUGUACAACAACUGGAUCUCGUCGGCCAAGGUCAGCCGUUGCACCCAACUCCUCAGCGAGAUUCAGGAGCGGGGAGAGAAGACUCUUGUGUUCUCGGUGUGGACUGGGCUGCUCGACCUCUUGGAAGUGGCCAUCAUGAGGGAUCUUGGGCUGCACGUAUGUCGGUACGAUGGAGGCAUGACCCGAGACCAGCGUGACAGCGCGGCCUUCAGUUUUCAGAACAAUCCUCGGUCGACCAUCAUGCUCGUCUCGCUACGCGCAGGCAACGCAGGCCUCAACCUGACGGCGGCGUCGCAGGUCAUCAUCAUGGACCCCUUCUGGAACCCCUUUAUCGAGAUGCAGGCGGUUGACCGGGCACACCGGAUGGGUCAGAUGCGCACCGUCAACGUCCACCGUAUCCUCGUCAAGGGGACUGUCGAGGACCGCAUCUCAGCGCUCCAGGAGCAGAAGCGCUCACUGGUCAAUGCGGCCCUCAAUGAGGGCGAUGCCAAGGACGUGGCUCGUCUUAGCACCAAGGAGCUCAUGUACCUGUUUGGUAUCGGAGACCGCCGUUGAUGGCCGGUUUUCCGGAAGCGGGCCGAACCUGACUGCUCGGUUCUGCCAACACCCGUUGUUUUCCUACUGCUGUUUUCUUUUUUUCUCUGUCGGCAUUCUAUUUUGUUCUGGGCGGCCGUCUUAUCAGGUGCUUGCAGAACAACUCACUUGUUCAUUUUCCAUAUCCUGUCUUAAAUGUCAACCUUGGUGAAGGGAUGGAUGGGGUAACCCGGAUAUUGACGACUGUCGCAAACCUGGAUAUAGCUUUGGUCUUGGCUUGGCAUAUUUGGCGUUUGGUUGUCACUGGCUAACAUGGACUGGCUGCGGUCAGCUUGGUAUGGAGGGAUGGAGUUGAGGUCUGUUGGACUAGAUCUGAGGGGGGCGACUUUUGUCAAGACUAGGUAGGCUGUACCUGGUGUUAAUUCUAUAGCACAUGUCCACAAGACAAGUGAGCGGGAUUGGCCUUGGAGAUUUCUCGCUGCGUUAUCACCAUGCUAGCGUUUCAGGACAAUUCGGGCAAGGCCACUGGCCCGGGCUCUGACCGCAAAACGGUCGACAGACUAGUUCAUCUAUUUGAGUUUAGAGGCAAAGUUUAAGUUUUGUCGGUCACCCCGCAACGAAGUUGCGUCCGAGGAUCUGCUGUGGCAGCUGUCAUCUCAGCUCGCCG
Gaeumannomyces tritici R3-111a-1 is the source of this 5286-nucleotide messenger RNA. RefSeq lists its product as hypothetical. The record is from RefSeq and is a predicted model, not a curated record. NCBI's taxonomy places the organism in Eukaryota, Fungi, Ascomycota, Sordariomycetes, Magnaporthales, Magnaporthaceae. Gene Ontology annotation, molecular function: ATP binding; ATP-dependent chromatin remodeler activity; metal ion binding. Gene Ontology annotation, cellular component: cytoplasm. Bases 579 to 4640 code for a protein of 1353 amino acids. The transcript has 5 exons.